This is a messenger RNA of Meloidogyne enterolobii, 228 nucleotides long. Lineage: Eukaryota; Metazoa; Nematoda; Chromadorea; Rhabditida; Meloidogynidae. The record is from the annotation of a GenBank genome assembly.
AUGACUUCAGUAAAUACCAAUAAAAACACCAAAAAAUGGAUGGAAUUUGAAGAGCCACACACUGGAUUGGUUAAAAAUGACUUUUUCGGUUAUUGGUAUCUUCAAUAUUGUUUAAUCACAGGACUUUACAUGUUGGAACCUUGGGAACGCAAAUUAUUCAAUUCUUUUGUUGUCUGCUUAGGAGGAGCAAUUAUUUCAGUUUGUUAUUUUAUUUUUAGAACUUUUUAA